Molecule: messenger RNA, 2328 nt
Organism: Linepithema humile (Argentine ant)
Lineage: Eukaryota; Metazoa; Arthropoda; Insecta; Hymenoptera; Formicidae
Gene: Tbh
Product: Tyramine beta hydroxylase
Biological process (GO): dopamine catabolic process; norepinephrine biosynthetic process; octopamine biosynthetic process
Cellular component (GO): secretory granule membrane
Molecular function (GO): copper ion binding; dopamine beta-monooxygenase activity
Source: RefSeq, a predicted model, not a curated record
UCCGUGAACCAGUUCCGUCGAGCUUGCGCGUUUCAUGUUGACUCGCAAGCACAGAAUCCUGCGAGACGCGGAAGUUUGCGGCUUCGCAAGGAUCAUCAGUGCAGACUCACCUUUCGCGGACAACACGAUAUGAUCCAUAAGCCUCGAGCGACAUUUAAGAAUCGAGAUAAGCUUGAUCGUAACGUUAAAGUCUAGCAAGUGAGAUUAAAGAAAAAUCCAAAUCAAAGAUAAAACUCGGCAAAAUCGUUUUGUAGAAAGAUUUGACAGGGAUUCGAUCGAAAAUGAUGCUGCUGCUAUUGUUACUUGUCGCUUUCGCGGGCAUCCAUCCGAGUUGGUCUCGCCACAACUCCUUGAUGUCCGAAAAUGCAGCUGUGAACGCGGUGCACACGGUUCCGCUCGGUUCGGAGGUGACUUUCCACUGGAGAGUGGAUUUGACGAACGAGCUGGUGGUCGUGGAGGUUCACUACGUCGGUGACAACAACAGCUGGUUUGCGAUUGGAUUCUCCGACUAUGGAGAACAGAAACCGGCUGAUUACUGUGUUUUGUGGUCCGACUGGCACCAACAAGUUCAUUUUCAAGACUCGUGGGCGGACGUCGACGGAAAAUUACACCUGGACACCCAGCAGGACUGCUUGAACUUCGCCUGGAGAAGACGCGGCAAUGUCACGAAGUUCACCUUUUACCGUAAAUUCGACACCUGCGAUGAGUAUGAUUAUAUUAUUGAGAGAGGCACCACGCAUCUCGUGUGGCUCCGCGGUCGCGGACCACUGUCCUCUUUGGCCGGUCUCGAGACGUCAGACGCGAAAGCGUCGGGCAUGUCCCGUACGGAAUUGCGUAGGGUGUCCCAUAAGAAGCCCAAGUUCCCCGCGAACGCCUGGCAGCUGGAACUGCUCGCCCAUCGAGUUCAAGUGCCGAACAAGGAGACCACCUAUUGGUGUCGCGUGCACAAACUGCCAGCGGUGUUGAGGCAAAAGCAUCAUAUCCUACAAUUUGGUCCCGCCAUACAAGCAGGUAACGAACAUCUUGUACAUCACAUGGAAGUCUUCCAUUGCGCCGGGCUCGCGAAUCUGGAAGUGCCGAUGUACGACGGGCCCUGCGAUGGAGCUGAUAGACCGGAAAAGACGCAGAUUUGUAAGAAAGUGUUGGCGGCAUGGGCGAUGGGCGCUGACGCGUUUGUGUAUCCGGAAGAAGCCGGUUUGUCCAUCGGUGGGGCCGAUUUCAAUCCGUACAUCAUGCUGGAGGUGCAUUAUAAUAAUCCCGAACUGCAUCAGGGUGUUGUCGACUCGUCCGGAAUUCGAUUUGUCCUCACAAAAACUCUUAGAAAAUACGACGCUGGUGUGAUCGAGCUGGGACUCGAGUAUACUGAUAAGAUGGCUAUACCUCCGCUACAAGAAGCUUUCACUCUAUCCGGACAUUGCAUAACGGAAUGCACCGGGAUCGGAUUGCCACAAAACGGUAUUCACAUUUUCGCCUCUCAGCUGCACACGCAUCUGACGGGCACCAAGGUCAUCACUCGUCACGUAAGGGAUGGCGAGGAACUAUCAUCAUUGAACUAUGACAAUCAUUACUCCACACAUUUUCAAGAGAUCCGACUAUUGCCGAAACCAGUUACUGUUCUGCCCGGAGAUUCUCUGAUAACCACGUGCACAUAUAACACCGUGAAGAGGGACAAUGUGACUCUCGGCGGCUUCGCUAUAUCCGACGAGAUGUGCGUCAAUUACGUUCAUUAUUAUCCCAACGCGCGAUUAGAGGUGUGCAAAAGCGCCAUAAGCGACGAUGCUCUGCGAACGUAUUUUCGCUACAUGCGAGAAUGGGAAAGUCAAAAAACUAGUGCAGAGAAGGGCAUCUCGGCGAAUUAUCAGAGUAUCGAGUGGACAAAGAUCCGCGUAGAAGCUCUUCACGAUCUCUACGAAGCUGCGCCUUUAGGUAUGCAAUGCAACGGCUCAGAUGGCUCUCGAUUGCCCGGUUUAUGGGACAACAUCGCGGCGACACCCGUUCGAUUGCCUCUACCACCGCCGGCUAGAGAUUGCUUGGAGUCGUCGCUUCAGCAAGAGAUCUUGAAUCAGAUGUGAAUGUCAGCCGUUUAAUUUCAAAUUAGACAAUUGUUCUAUUGCAUGAGUAAUUCAAAAGGGAACAAUAUUAAAAAUUACAGUAAAUAAUAUUAGAGAAAUUAUAUUAAAAUAUAGCAUACUUAGAGAGCAUAUCAAAUUUAAAUCGCUUAGAAACUUCUUUGACAAACUUCAACAUUCAACAUUUACUCCAAACUUAAUACAUGUAUUAUUCUUUCUCCUGGGGCGUUUGCUCAAAUAAAAUUCGCUUUACAAAUCG